GCAGUAUGUCGGCCGGUCGCGGCUGGCUGGGUGGCGACAGCUCAACGGAGGACGGAGCGGGGCGGGCGGCGGCACGGCGGGCUCAGACACCGGGCUAACGGAACUCUGCACUGUGAGCCAUGGAACAGCUGACUGAGUUUGUGAGUAAAUCGUUUGACCGCGCCGCGGCGGAGGAGGCGGCGACGCGAGAGGAGGUGACCCUCCUCCCUCCGCCGCCGGUGAAGGAGGAAAGUGAGGACGAUGAGGACUGUGUGGAGGAGGAGGAGGACCAGCAGCAGCCUGUCGACAUGAGGACGGCCGUGCUGCCCGAUUCGUCCUCACCGACGCUCAAGUUAGAUGAGACGGAAGGGGCUCCCUGCAGUCGUCAGGAGGACAGCGACUCGGCCGCCGCUCCGGCCGACCCCUCCAACUCCAACUCCAGCUCCUCAAAGGUCAAACAGCGGCGCAGCAGGACUAACUUCACACUGGAGCAGCUCUCGGAGCUGGAGCGGCUCUUUGACGAGACCCACUACCCGGACGCCUUCAUGAGGGAGGAGUUGAGCCAGCGCCUGGGGCUCAGCGAGGCCAGAGUUCAGGUCUGGUUCCAAAACCGCAGAGCGAAAUGCAGAAAACAUGAAAGUCAGAUACACAAAGCCGGUAUGCUUCUUGGUCCGACGGUCUCUGCCGCCGGCGUGUCGGGCCCGUCGGGGGCGGCGGUGCGGCCGGCCGGCGUGCCGCUCGAGCCGUGCCCGAUGACGCCCCUGAGCCCGUACCCGGGCCGGCUGGCGGCUCACAGCAGUCACCUGGUGCCGCCACCCGAUCAGAUUACCGCCGCCGUCAGCCGGCUGUCAGCGCUCGACCCGGCCCUGCUCCAGUACGCGGCGGCGGCGGCCUCUCUGUCAGCUGUGACCUCCCUGGCGAGUUCUCACCACGCACCACCACCACCCCCGCCACCACUGCUGUUUUACCCGAGCGCCGGCUACCCGCUGGGACUGGGCUCUGCCGUAUGGAGUUCGGCCGGCCGGCUCGCCUCCAAGACGAGCAGCAUCGCCGACCUGCGCAUGAAGGCCCGCAAACACGCCGAGAGUCUGGGCGCCGCGCUCGGCUCCAGGCUCUCACCAGUCUGAGUCUGGUGUUUGAGUCUCCCAGUCUGAGUCGUGGUUGAGUCUCACCAGACUUGGCGUCGGACUCUCCUCAGUCAGUCCUGGUGUGAGAGUCUCACAAGUAUGAGUCACGGACUCCGGAGUCUCUUCAGUCUGAGUCCCAGAGUCAGACUCAAAGGCGCUUUUAAUAGUAUGAGUCCUGAAGUCAGAGUCGAGUCGGUCUAAACAACGGGGUCGGAGUCUCCUGUUUGAGUAACAGUGUCAGGUUCGCUGGUAUGAGUCACGGUAGAGCCAGAUUCUCACCGAUUGGAGUCUACAUAGGGGUCUCAGUACGGUCUGAGCCGCACUAGGAGAGAGUCAUUAGACACCUGAACUUGUGAGUCGGUGAGCCAGGAGGCUUCUUCAGAUGAGCCAAAUUGCCAGAAAAGCAGUUUUGAAUGAGGGAGUGCUGUCAGAAUAGGGAAACGUUCAUUAAAUGGAGUCAUUGCAAUGUCAGUGCUGCAGUAGCGUGCCCUUGCUGCAUAAACUGGUAUUGUGAUAUGUGCUUAGUGCAAGUAUCUACAACUUUUAUUUGUUCUCAGUGCAGCUUGAAAAAAUAACAAAAUUUUCGUUAAACAUUGCUGGUAGGUAUUGCUAUUAACUUCACGGAACGCUAGUUGAUAAACUGAUUAUUUUUGCACCGCAAAUACCUACUCGAGCUCAUUAAGUUGGUCUCAUAGUGAUCUCUGAGAAGUACACAGAUCUCAUGCGCCUAAAUGUGAGCGGUGGUUAAAAGGUCCAUCGUUGUGUGAAAAGGCUCGUCGCGUUUUUUUUUUUUAGAAUAUUUGUGCGCGAUGUUGGGGUUCAAGCUCCGUUAGAGCUGAGUUUAUUCGGCGCGGAUGUACCGGGAGCAUACAGAAAGUGUUACGGACAUAUUAUUGCCUGUAGCGUGCUUUAUUGGACGAAAUGCAGCUGAAGCAUCCUCUUGAAGUUUGACGCUGGCAGGGCAUGCUGUAACCCGCGAUGUGCCAUCAAGGGGUAAAUAGAUACACGUGCAAUGUGGGUGGGCUGUUGUCAUUCUUGUGGAGAGCGUUCCCCGGCGCAACUGUUAUGUGCCGAUUGCUAUUUUGGUAUGUGUGUCAGUCUGGGUAUGCCUAAUGUGCUAGUGCGCUCAGCGACACAUAUUUCUGUGUAGAUGUAGACUUAUGUUCCCCUGUAUUAAAGGUAUCGUAAAAGUUAUUAUGUGGCAAAAAGUAUAUGUGUCAAUAAUUUCUUCUAUGAAUAAUCGGGGAUAAAAUUAGUCAGUAAUGUAUGUAAUAAAAAAGCAAGGGAUAAGCGUCAAAAGUAUUCUAGGCAUUUAUCGGAUAUAUCCGAUAAAUGCCUUUGAGAUCCGCUAUAGCAUAUGCAUUUUCAUAACCAUUUUCAGGAGCGAAAUGUUUGAUAAAUAUAGCUCGAAUAUAUUUGUCUCAGCUCGAAUAUGUUUGUCUUUAUUUUGAAUUCAUUGGCGAUUUCAUCAUGUAUGCUAUUGCAAAAGUGUGGCGAAUUCGGAAAAGCUUGCGAUGUGCUAUGCUUUUGCCGAAACAUGUGAAUUUCUUUAGUUUACCGGGUAAUAUAGUACAUCGGAAGCUACCCAUUAAUAUGCUACCAAUUUCGCAAUAUUAACAUGUAAAUGCUGUUCCCACGCCAGCUUGCACAACCUUUACUUGCCCACCUUUGUGCAUGUGUAGGUAUAAGGAACCCUAAAUAAAUUGUUCGGCGAUGUA
Messenger RNA from Amphibalanus amphitrite, 2824 nucleotides. Its product is annotated as short stature homeobox protein 2-like. The record is from RefSeq and is a predicted model, not a curated record. Gene Ontology annotation, cellular component: nucleus. Gene Ontology annotation, molecular function: DNA-binding transcription factor activity, RNA polymerase II-specific; sequence-specific double-stranded DNA binding. The coding region runs from base 120 to 1106 and encodes 328 amino acids. Gene Ontology annotation, biological process: regulation of transcription by RNA polymerase II. NCBI's taxonomy places the organism in Eukaryota, Metazoa, Arthropoda, Thecostraca, Balanomorpha, Balanidae. The transcript has 5 exons.